AUGAAGAGACCCCCACAUGUUAACGUUAAGGGUCUCUCUAGAGACAUUCCAAUGGAAGAUCCGCCUUGUUCGCUACAGAGUAGAUCCACUGUGGCAAGUCCCGCUGUGGGAAAAGAACGAGACACAGAUACCCACACGCCAAGGAAACCUACACUGGCAACCACGAUAGUCUCGGACACGCCAACAGCUGACACCGCAUUAAUACAAACUGUCUCAGAGUCUCCUACACAGAGGGAAAGAAACCCAACCAGUGUCGACGCCGCCAAAUCAAGGGAAGACACCCUCCUUCUGAAGCAAAAGGGUGGUUUAAACGGUGCCAGCACCAACACCAGCACCAACACCAACGCCAACGCCAACACCAACACUAGCACCGCCACCACGAGUGUCUCCUCUCGGAAAAGGAAAAACAUCAUGUCUACAAAGACAUUCAACCCAACAACCCCCCAAAACAACCCCCGUACUAUCACCAAAUAUCAACAGGCCCCUCCUUCAGAGAAUCUGCUCUCUGACAAUGUACCCACUCAAGUGGUUUCUUCACACCCUCAAAUGGAAAACGUGAACGAUAACCACAAUCAGGGUGUGACAUCAUCGGGUUCUCACUAUAUCCAGACGAAUUCCCCCUACAACUCCCAUGGCGCCCAGCCCCAAAAUCCUCACGGUACUCUUCACAUUCCUCUGCAGCAAUCUCAACCUCAACCUCAACCUCAACCUCAGUCUCAGUCUCACACACAGGGCCAACCAUUAACACAGACGCACAUGGUGUAUCCGGUUGUUUCCCAAGUCCCCAACCAUAUUUUUGCCACAAUCAACCAUCCCCUAAAUUCAUUCCAACAAUACACCCCAAUGAACUACAACUACCCCAACGUCUACUCUUAUAAUAGCUUCCCUAGGCUGAACUCGAUAGUGGAGGACCCUAGUCUUGCCACAGCCCAGAGGAAAAGCUCAGUGCUACCGUCGGAUAUAGCAGCCUACUUAAAUACACAGAGUAGUGACUCCAGCUUGUUCACUAGUCCUCAUGAAUUUACAAAUAACAUGAAUGUUCAACCUUCAAACCAAAACUCUAGUUUUAUCUACAACCCAAAUAUACCCGGUACAAAUCCCAACCAUCAAAAUUCAAUGCCUCUAUUAUAUGGCACAAAUGUUUAUCCGAAAUUGUCAUUUGAUCAAGGCCUAUCCAAUUACUAUGGAUUCUCAGACACGUCAAUCAAUCCUGGUUUUUCGAGAGACUAUUCCAUAAGUGGGAAUACUACUAAUAAUAAUAAUCACAUUAACACCACCAACAACAACACCACCACCAACAACAACAACAACAACAAUAAUAAUAAUAAUAAUACUAAUAAUAAUAAUAAUAAUAAUAAUAAUAAUAACACUAAUAAUAACUCCCCCGUACCAAUACCACCCCCUGUCCCUGUUUCCUCCACUGGCGGUAGUGGAGGUGAAAGCACUGAACGUCUUUCAUCUAGUGACAAGACAAAAUCAUCAAAUCUCUCUAGUCAAAAUCAGCAGUUUGUUUAUGAUUCAUACCUCAAUACAAAUGGAACCAAUGACUUGAUAUCCAUCCGUCGCCCAAGUGAGCAUUUGGAUCCCUUCUUUGCUGCAAACUUACAAAACCCCUCAAACUCCAAUAACUCAAGGAAAAACCGAAACUCAAUCAGCUCUAAUUUCCUUAUACCAGCUGGUUCUUUCUCUAUAAAUCCCACACAAAACUCAAAUGGAUCGAUAUCGUUUAUGCCAGGACACAGCGCCUCAAACUCAAGACGUAACUCUUUCUUCUUUAGGAGGUUUCCUUCAAUUGCGCAGUUUCCACAAGAAUUCUCCACUCAAGAAGUUGACAAUUUUCUUAAAAGAGAAGGGAGUCAGGACAUAUUAGACCAAGCUAGCCUAUUUCCCCCAAGUUCAUAUACUAACGCAAAUGCGAAUGUAAAUGCAAAUGUAGACGCACAUUCAAUUAUAAACUCAAAUGCAAAUGCAAAUGCAAACGCAAAUGCAAAUACCAAAGUAACUACUCAACAAAAGUAUGGAUCCCAAGUAUCCACCUUUUCGAGAACUUCAACUGGCUCGUUAUCCCAGUACCAUACGAAUUCGGCAUCGCAAUCGAGAGCUAAUUCAAACACAAACACUAAUACGAAUCCCAAUUCAAAUCCAGGUUCUAAUAGGUCUUCAGCAACACCUGUGGCAGCUGAUGCCACUGACGUUGAGAAAAAUCCAAACAACACAACACAACCUUUUUCCUUACAGCAUCAAGUUUACCCAAAUAUGUUAUCUAUUCAGCAAGACCAGUAUCUGCAAAUCCAGCAGAACAAAAGGCAACAAAAUGAUAAACUGUCAACCAGGAAGAAAGUUGGUAGAAGAAUUGAAGAGAACGAAAACGGCGAAGAAAAUGCAAAAAAGGGAAAAGGAAAAGAUGAGAGAUUUGGGCUUGUUGGUGACCUCGGUGAUUCAACACCGAGCCCCAAUAAAGGAAAAAGAAGGUUGGAAAAUAGCGGUCAAAGUACUAAUAGUUUUGAGUCCAAUGUCAAGAUCAAGAAGGCGACCAAGAGGCGUAAAGUGAAUAAGAAUGACGUGCAUUUGAAGGCUGAAGAAGAGAACAAUGCAGAAAAGCCGUUAAUUGGUGCCACCAAGGUAGACCAGCUCAUGCUAAUCAUCCAGGCGAGACAAAAUGGUGUUUGCGGAGACAUCAAACAAGCAGACGAUGGCAGAAUCAUCAAGACCGAUGAAAAUGGGAAUGAGGAGAAUUCAAUUUUGCCAAACGCAGACGAACUAGUUGGAGGAGUUGAGAAAACUUCAGUCAAAGCUGACAAAUCACACGAGUGUAAGUAUUGUCACAAGAAGUUCACACAAAACACCCAUCUAGAUGUCCACCUUCGAUCACAUAUGGGUGUCAAGCCUUAUAAGUGUGAAUAUUGUAACAAAAAAUUUACGCAGGGAGGCAAUCUAAGAACCCAUAUGAGGUUACAUACAGGUGAAAAACCAUUCAGUUGUGACAAGUGUGGCAAGAAGUUCAGCCGAAAGGGUAAUUUGCAGGCGCAUCUGUUAACACAUGAAAACCUGAAGCCUUAUGUCUGUAAAUUUGAUGGCUGUGAGAAAGGGUUCACACAAUUGGGAAAUUUAAAGGCCCACCAAAAUAGAUUCCACCUGGAUAAAAUCAACGAAUUGUUCAACAAGUUGGCAGUUAUGGGCCAGAACAACCAAUCGAUUGAUGAUUUACCAGAGAAGGAGAGGGACCUGUUGAACUAUUUCUCCAGUCUAUACAAGAAUCUAAAUAAAGGAAUAAAGGGAAGGGGAAAAUCUAAUAAAUCUGAACAAAAUAACCCUGGACAAACUAAUUGA
This is a messenger RNA of Pichia kudriavzevii, 3330 nucleotides long. RefSeq lists its product as uncharacterized. Gene Ontology annotation, biological process: regulation of transcription by RNA polymerase II. Bases 1 to 3330 code for a protein of 1109 amino acids. Gene Ontology annotation, molecular function: DNA-binding transcription factor activity; RNA polymerase II cis-regulatory region sequence-specific DNA binding. Lineage: Eukaryota; Fungi; Ascomycota; Pichiomycetes; Pichiales; Pichiaceae. The transcript has a single exon. The record is from RefSeq and is a predicted model, not a curated record.